Molecule: messenger RNA, 4003 nt
Organism: Engraulis encrasicolus (European anchovy)
Lineage: Eukaryota; Metazoa; Chordata; Actinopteri; Clupeiformes; Engraulidae
Gene: gpt2
Product: glutamic pyruvate transaminase (alanine aminotransferase) 2
Exons: 11
Coding region: 308-1972 (554 amino acids)
Biological process (GO): biosynthetic process
Molecular function (GO): pyridoxal phosphate binding; L-alanine:2-oxoglutarate transaminase activity
Source: RefSeq, a predicted model, not a curated record
CCCAUAAAUGCCGCAUCUGAACUCAUGUGUGGCGGCGGCAGGACUGAAUGAUCCUCGGGAGUGGAAGGAAGAAGAGGUGGCCCAGGGCUUUGUGCGUCCCAUACAUCUAGGCUACUGGGAUAUAGCCUACCAUCACAAUUUCAGUCGGUCAAAAAUCGGCGCGGUUAUUUUUGUCGUGCUAACGCGUUAAGUAAGAUUCACCCAUUUCUCAGCCUACCUGGCAAACAGCCUUCGAACUACGAAGACCAUCUUCAAUUUGUAGCGCUAUAGCCUAUAUUUCACCUAAGCUAGCUAACAUCUGUGGAACAUGCAUCGCCUACCUUCCUCGGCAAAUCGCUCCUUGAUCGCAGGUGCUCUUGAGCAGUACCAGGCUUUAGUGAUGCGACGAAAGUCGCAAUCACUCCGUCAGGAAUCUGUGAGAUUCAAGACACAAGGGCCCAUUGAAUCCUAUGGGCUGAAGCGGUACAGCACAAGAGAGGCUGCCGUGGCCGCAAAAAGCAAGCUUCGAGAGAAGACCCUGACCAUGGAGACUCUGAAUCCGCAGGUGAAAGCGGUGGAGUAUGCUGUCAGGGGACCGAUUGUCAUCAAAGCAGACGAAAUCGAGAGAUGCUUGCGGGAGGGCGGGAAGCAGCCUUUCAGCGAAGUGAUCAAAGCGAACAUAGGAGACGCUCAUGCUAUGGGACAACAGCCAAUCACAUUUCUCCGUCAGGUUGUGGCUCUGUGCACAUUCCCUGAGCUGAUGGACAGUCCCAGUUUCCCUGACGAUGCCAAACAGCGGGCACACCGUAUCCUGCAAGGAUGUGGCGGCACCAGUCUUGGCUCGUAUUCUGCCAGUGCGGGUGUGGACUGCAUCAGGAAGGACAUUGCUGCCUACAUUGAGCAGAGGGACCAGGGCGUACCUGCUGACCAUGACAACAUCUUCCUCACCACCGGAGCCAGCGACGGCAUCGUGAGCAUCCUGCGUAUGCUGGUGUCGGGCUCCGGCCCCUCCCGUACGGGCGUGAUGAUCCCCAUCCCCCAGUACCCGCUCUACUCAGCCGCGCUGGCCGAAAUGGAGGCGGUGCAGGUCAACUACUACCUGGACGAGGAAAACUGCUGGGCCCUGGACGUCAAUGAGCUGCACCGCGCCUACCAGGCCGCCAAGGAGCACUGCAUCCCCCGCGCCAUCUGCAUCAUCAACCCAGGAAACCCCACUGGUCAAGUUCAGAGCAGAAAGUGUAUAGAGGAGGUGCUGCACUUUGCCUACGAGGAAAACCUCUUUGUCAUGUCUGACGAGGUUUAUCAGGACAACGUGUAUGCCCCCGGCUGCCAGUUCCACAGCUUCAAGAAGGUUCUGUAUGAGAUGGGGCCUGAGUACUUCAACAACGUGGAGCUAGCCUCCUUCCACUCCACCUCCAAGGGCUACACUGGAGAGUGUGGGUUCAGGGGGGGCUACAUGGAGGUCCUGAACCUGUGCCCAGAGGUGAAGGCUCAGCUCAUGAAGCUGCGCUCAGUGCAGCUGUGCCCCCCCGUGUCUGGACAGGCCGCCAUGGACGUCAUCGUCAACCCCCCGCAGCCACACGAGCCUUCCUUCAACACCUUUCAAAAGGAGAAAGCUGAAGUGCUGGGAGCACUGGCAGAGAAGGCCAAGCUAACGGAGGAGAUCCUGAACUCUGUGCCGGGUAUCCACUGCAACCCUGUUCAGGGCGCCAUGUACGCCUUCCCCAGGCUCUUCAUCCCACCCAAGGCAGUGGAGCAGGCACAGGCCCUAGGAAUGAAGCCAGACAUGCUCUACUGCCUUCGACUGCUGGAGGAGACUGGAAUAUGUCUGGUACCAGGAAGUGGCUUUGGGCAGAGGGAUGGCACAUACCAUUUCAGGAUGACUAUCCUGCCAUCUAAAGAGAAGCUGAAGAUCUUGUUGGAUAAAGUGCGAGACUUCCACAUUCAGUUCCUCAAGGAGUAUGAAGGCACGGUGGAGGCGUCGCGAGAAUAAAAACUCAGUCAACAAACGCACAAGAACCCACAUACAGGCGCUUAGGGUGUUUUCACACCUGGUUCCUUUCAGCCAUUUAAGUGAACUCAGACCUGUAACUCAGCCUUUUCUGUGCAUAUGUGAAGUGUACCCAGACCCCUUAGAAGUGAACCGUGCUGAGACCUUGAUUGGCGUUGUCUCAGUACAAUUUGCUGAGUCCUGACAAGUUACACUUGUGACUAGGUGUAAUCUCUUGAGGAUAGCUCUAGAGGACCGGGUGUGAUCAAAAAGAGGACUCAUACACCAUAAAAGCCUUACAGGACCAGAAAGAUUAGACAUUUUUUGUAAUACACUCAUAGUAUGAACAAAAACAGAGCUGAGUCCUUUUGCUGUCGGUUCACUUUUUGGUCCAGUUAAAGACAACUGAGUUCGGUUCACUUAAAGGGGACCAGGUGUGAAAAUGCCCUAAGACACACGCACACACAGACUCACUGUCACACGCACACAUGGGCCCCAAUUACCAGCAUAGUGUGGCCAGUAACAAUUGUUGGACUCUAAACACACUAACCAUGAAAUUAACUUGAUGUUGGUGUUGAGAUUUGAAGAUGUGAUCGCUCUUGGAGAUGGAGGUUAAAGACAGCUCAGCAUGAGGUAUAAUGAGAUGUUUGUGCCUUUGAGAUAUUGAGAUGACAUGAAGGUAGUUAACGACGACUAGAGAGGGAAGGAAGUAUAUUUAUUAGUGGAACUAGACGAUAUAUCGGUUGCCUGCUCUUUUUAUGUUAAAGGAGGUAAGGAUGACUUGGGAAAUAACUUUUUUUUAGUUUGUUUUGUUUUGUAGUUCUUGUUUGGUCAUGUUUUAGUUUUAGUUUUCGUUUUUGUUUGUCUCUUCUCAUAUGGUCCUCAGACCAGUUUUCCAUUUUGUCUCCACUCUGUUCUGUUUCAAGUCUCACCUUGAGGACCAAACCGGAGUGUCACCAUUUUCCACUGUAUAAACUGACAUGGGUGCCUACUGUAUUAGUUGGCUGUCGUGACACAGUGGACAGAUCACACAUUAACAUAUUUUUUUGCCGUGACAAAAGAGAGCUGUUUUGUUGAGCUAUCGGCUAUUGAUUUGCACAUAGUGGGAAGGGGUCUGUGUUGGGUACUUCUGAAGUGGAGAUGGUGAAGGAUUGGGAUGGUGAGGGUGGGCUAUCGCAUGAAGUAUGAAUGACAACAGAUGUUGGGAAUAUCCAAAAGGGAAGAACAUUGGAGCCACAGUAUUGUUUGUGCUUUUUCUGACAAAAUGAACUUUUUUUACUCCAGUUUUGGAACAAGAUCCAUACCUUGAAAAGCUGUUGCAGUUAUUUAAGACGAGCGCAGAAAUGUCUGUCUGAAAAUAAAAUUUCUGCUGAUUUAAUUUUGCCGUUACAAUGUUUUGAGUUUACAGAGAGAAACUACUUUUAAUGAACUACUUCCCACAUAACAUAUUAUUUAAUAGAGUAUGAAUUGGAUGCAAUUGAAGUUACAGUAACAAUAUCAGACUAUAUCUGGACACUAUCUGCCAAAGUCUGAGCGUUUUUGUUUACCACAACUAGCUCUUUUUCUACACAAUAUUUCUCAGGAGGGAUAUGUGUGGGGUGGGGACAUUUCCCUCUUGUGGAGGUGCCUUCUCUUGGAUUUCUGCUCUUUUGUUUGGUAGCUUGUUUUUGUGUGUCAAUUUUGUUUACAGAUGGAAGAGAAAAUGUAAGCAUGCAGAUUCUACUUUCAAUAGGUUUGCAUGAUUACAUUGUGACCAUUGCAGCAGCGCACAUUUGGAUAUUUAUACUCUCUAUCACAUCUUUUUUCUCUCUGUUUUUCUUUCACAAUCUUUUACAUAAUUUCUGUUACGUCUUUGUUUGUUUUUCACUUCGAACGUGCAUUUGCUGCUGACCCGCCUUCAUCAAACUCAACUUUUAUUUCGUCAUGCAACUGUAUCUAGACUGUUAAACAAUGGCUGUUUACUUUUUAAAUGUUUAACUUUUGCCAGUCUUCAGUUUGUUUUGUACAAAUACAGUAAAUGCAAGAUGUCAAACA